CGCCACGGCCGGCGCCCUCGCGGCCGCCGGCGACGCCGUCGCGCAGCGGAACAACGUCGUCUACGACGCGAAGCGCGGCCUCUCCUUCGUCGCGUUCGAUGCCGCUUAUAGGGGAGGCUUCCAGACGCCGUUGCUGCCGUGGAUUAUCGACCAUUGCCACGGCGACGUGCUCGGGCAGGUCCUAUCUUUUGAUACGAAUAUAUUAGCCGCGGCGGAGUGCACGCUCUUCAACCAGCUCACGGUCAUCCCGAUUGUCUACUACCCCCUGUUUUUUGGGAUUACGGGCUACGUCCAGAACCUGGAUGCGGACGCGUCGUUGGCGCGAGCGAAGGCGCAAUUUACCACGCUAUGCAUCAGAAACUGGAAGUUCUGGAUCCCCGCGAACUUCCUCCAGUUCUGCCUCCUCCCAAACGAGUGGCAGGUGCCCUACACGUGCGCCAUGGGUUUCAUCUGGAACGUCAUCUUGUCGGCGAGCGCGGGCGACGCGCGCGUCGAGGGCGCGGCAUCUCCAUCGAAGACGCGGUGACGGCGUGGGGGAGGGGUGUGUGAGUACUGUCCCAAAAAAACGGGUUUUUGCAGGCAUUUUCAGCCUACGAUCGGUUUCCUCUCGCUCGCUUGGCGCCAAAAGAGACCGGCUUCAUAAGCGACCGCUCGCCGCCGGCGGAUCCCACUGCGAGCCGAGCGAGGACUCAGCCAAAACCAGCCUGGGGUGCAAUCUCCCUGAGCAGAGCGCCGCCCGCGACCGCCGGCCAAGCAUGUCGUCGGUAUCGUUCUCCGACGCGAGCGCGCGCGAGGAGCCGCCGCGGCGCCGCGUGCAGCGCACGCUCUCCACCGUCGAACGCGAUGCUCUACAAAGCGUCCUCGACGUCGUCGAGCGCGAAACCGAUUCCGAGCACACGAAGGGCAUGUCGCGGUUCACGUUCUUUCUCGGCCUCGCGAACCUCAUCCUCAGCGCGUUUUUGUUAGGAGCGUGCACGGAGUCGUUCUGGCUCGUCUACGCCCUCCAGGCGCUCUUCAUUAUUGGAUUGCGCAUCCGCCACUCGCAGUGCGGAAAUCAACCAGUGCGUCAGGCCGGCCUGGAGGUAUUAUUUACUAUUGUGGCCGCCUCGACGCCGUGCGAGAGUGCUUGGCGUCCUCGCACGAGGCGUCUUAGGCUUACUCACCCGAACUUUUGAUUUCCGCACAGGCCACUCGUGGGCGAUCAGCAAGGGCACGCCGACGCAACCGGGCAUGAUGUUGUACUACCUCGAUCUGUGCUGGAUCGCGAACUUCAUGCUCGCUUUUAGUUUCAUGGCCGUGCUGGUGGAGGUCCUCGAGGAGCGUUUUCUUGGAUCACGACGCGUCGGCGCUCUCAACGCCCGCGCCGUCUCUCAGGCGCCGACGGCGGGCCUGAUCGCUAGCCUCAUCGCGACGGGUCCCCUCGGAUGGAGCGUCUUCGUUUUACCGUGUAAAAUGGUCCUGCACGACAUCGCCAACUACGCGAACACCUGGAUCCACCUCUGGCCCGUCUUCACGACGCUGUCGCUGCGCUGGGCGCCCGACCGGCUCGCGGCGGCCUACCCGGGGCGUCGAAGUCCGGUGUGGAAAUCAAAAUUUUACGGCGCGUUCGUCGCGUCGUCCUCCACGCCAUUGACGCACUGGUUGAUUUCCACACAGACUUCGACUCGCUCGUCGCCGCAGAGCUCCGCGGCGAGGGCAUGGGCUUCGGCGCGCUGAUGGCCCUCGCGUCGGCGACGUACUUUGCCUGGUGGAUCCCGUUCACGCUCUGGAUGCUCGCGCACGGCCGCUUCCAGUCGCCGGAGCGCACGGGCCGCGACACGAUCUAUCUGCGGUUGAUGCUGACCGACAGCGUCGCGGGCGCGAAUUGCGGCGUGCGCACGCCGCCGCGCGGCACGAAGCUCGGUGCGACGCCCACUGAAGCGUUGGACGACGCGGCGUCCGUCGCGGCGACGAUGAAGUACAUGGUCUUCCACGCGUUCGCCUGCCACCUGAGCUUCGUGUCGUCGGCGCUCUGCAUGACGUACAUCUACGUGCACCUGUUCUUCGCGCUCGCGGGCCUCGUCUUCUCGCUCUACCUGGGCAGCGCCUGGUACGACCGCAUGCUCACGUCGCACGUCACCAAGAAGGUCCGCAAGCACAUCGCGGCGUCGACGGCGAAGAAGGACUAGGAGUCCGCUAGGCGCUCCGGAGUAAGACGCGGGUUGGUAU
Pelagomonas calceolata is the source of this 2208-nucleotide messenger RNA. NCBI's taxonomy places the organism in Eukaryota, Pelagophyceae, Pelagomonadales, Pelagomonadaceae. The record is from the annotation of a GenBank genome assembly.